Molecule: messenger RNA, 1197 nt
Organism: Mizuhopecten yessoensis (Yesso scallop)
Lineage: Eukaryota; Metazoa; Mollusca; Bivalvia; Pectinida; Pectinidae
Product: RYamide receptor-like
Exons: 2
Coding region: 1-1197 (398 amino acids)
Biological process (GO): neuropeptide signaling pathway
Cellular component (GO): membrane
Molecular function (GO): neuropeptide Y receptor activity
Source: RefSeq, a predicted model, not a curated record
AUGGUAGUGGAUCGUUACCUUGUCAACUCGUCCGUCAGCAAUCGGACUUCAGCGGAGACAACUACCUUUGGAUUCCCCUCACUACGGACCGGGGACGAUGUUUGUAUUGCUGAUUUGGGCCCGGCAGAGUGGGUGCUCAUUUUCUUGUACGGUAUGGUCAUUGUAGUUGACGUGACAGGCAACGGUAUCGUCUGCUACCUGAUCUUUUCGGAAAGGCAAUUAAGAACAAUAACAAACUUCUUCCUGGUGAACUUAGCAAUAGCAGACAUUGCUAAAGCAUUUACAGGUAUUCCAUUUUCACUGAUGGUCAACUUGAUAUUCAGAUACUGGCCUUUCGCAGCAUUUCUGUGCCCGUUUGUUGCAUACAUAGAGAUUGUGGUGGUAUUUGCUAGUGCUUUUACUUUGGUCGCUAUGAGUGUUGAUAGGUAUAUAGCUAUCUUACAUCCGUUACGUCCCAAACUCUCCUACAGAGGGGUGGCAUUGACGCUGCUUACUGUGUGGCUACUAGCCUUUGCCAUGCCGAUUCCUACUGCAAUUAGUGCGGGAUUACGUAUCCCUGAUACGGAGAAUGCUACAGACAGCCAUGCAUGUUACAGCAACAAAGAGCAUUGUCUGGAGCAUUGGUCCAACGAGUCUCAGAGGUCGGUGUAUAGCCUGCUAAUAAUGACUCUACAGUACGGCAUCCCCCUGGUCGUCCUCGCCUUCACGUACACCCGUAUAGCCAUAAUUAUCUGGAUACGGCGAACACCCGGGGAAGCUGUCAGGCAGCGGGACGAACGUCUGGCCUCCUCCAAACGAAAGAUGGUGAAGAUGAUGAUCGUGGUGGUUUUACUGUACGCCCUGUGUUGGCUGCCACUCCACACCCUUCAACUCUACAGUGAUCUUGAUCCCACCAUCUACGACACCGUCCCGAACUCGCACCUGCUCUGGAACUUCAUUCUCUGGCUUGCCCUCGCUCACGCCUGCUGUAAUCCAGUCAUAUAUUUCUGGAUGAACAAGAGAUUCAAAUACGGCUUCCUUAGACUACUGGUGUGCUGUCACAAGAGGAGCGUCCCCCAACACGAAGGCCGACUCAAUUCCCAGUACACUAUGAACUCUCUACAUCACAACAACAGCAGCAAGACUGUACGCCAAUACAGUGUGCUGUCGGUUGGCGGCGUAGGAAAUACGUCCACUAACGAGAAACGUACAGUCUGA